AUGUCAGUGUCGAAGUCUUUUCGGCGCGGAUUCCGCACAACCAGCCACCACCUCGUCAAAAAGAACCCCUCCUCCUCGUCAGCUUCCACUCUCCCCCCACGGCCCAAACUGCCCGACUCCGAGAUCCACCACACCUACCUCAAAGGCUCCGGGCCGGGCGGGCAGAAGAUCAACAAGACGUCGUCGGCGGCGCAGCUGACGCAUCUCCCGACGGGGAUUGUGGUCAAGAGUCAGGCCACGCGGAGCCGGGCGCAGAACCACACGAUCGCGAAGCGGCUGCUGGCGGAGAAGGUCGAGUUGUUGCAAAAAGGCCCGGAGAGUCGGGCGAGCAAAGUGCAGGAACGGAAGAGUCGGAAGAAGAAAAGUGCCGAGAAGAAGCGGAGGAGGAAAUAUAGACGAUUGGAAAUGGAAGGUGGGGAAAGGGGGGAGAAGGAGAAGGAGAAGAUGGGGGAGCGAGGUGGGAAUGGUCGUAGUAUAGACGAUGGAGAACAAGAAGAUCAAGAUGACCAGGAUGAGGAAUAUCAAGAUGAAGUAGAUGACCAAGGUGACCAAGAUCAAGAUAAAGAAGAUGAUCAAGAAGAAGAGCACGAGCACGACAACGACAACGAGAACAAGAACAAGAAAGAGGUCGAAUAUAAAGACAAGUGA
Capronia coronata CBS 617.96 is the source of this 648-nucleotide messenger RNA. RefSeq lists its product as uncharacterized. Gene Ontology annotation, molecular function: translation release factor activity. The record is from RefSeq and is a predicted model, not a curated record. Lineage: Eukaryota; Fungi; Ascomycota; Eurotiomycetes; Chaetothyriales; Herpotrichiellaceae. The transcript has a single exon. Gene Ontology annotation, cellular component: mitochondrion. Gene Ontology annotation, biological process: translational termination. The coding region runs from base 1 to 648 and encodes 215 amino acids.